Messenger RNA from Camellia sinensis, 819 nucleotides. Lineage: Eukaryota; Viridiplantae; Streptophyta; Magnoliopsida; Ericales; Theaceae. The record is from RefSeq and is a predicted model, not a curated record.
AUGGGGCGAUUUGAGGAAAAUGUUUGCAUGCCGAAGGAAGUUUUUGUCGCCUUGUGUGAGACAUUAGUAAAUGAUUUUGGGUUACAAGUCCCGCAACGUCCACAUGGCUUAGCUGUUGAAAAAAGUGUUGCAAUGUUUAUCCAUGUGUUGAAAGGGAAGCAAAAUCGGGAAAUUCAAGAACGGUUCCAACAUUCGGGAGAGACUGUGUCUCGGCACGUGAAUAAUGUAUUAACUUCCCUAAAAGCGUUCACUGUAGUUCAUUGCCGCCCCACAUACAGUCAGCAUCGUAUACAUUCAUACGUGCAAUUUAGACGAAAAUACCUACCGUUCAAGGACUACAUUUGCACAAUAGACGGAACACAUGUAAGUGCAUGGGUUAUGGGACCAGAUGCGGCAUCAUAUUUCGGUAGGAAAUACUGUCACACGCAAAAUAUCAUGGCCGCAGUGGAUUUUGACAUGUGUUUCAUAUUCAUUUCGUACGGAUGGGAAGGAAGUAUGCAUGAUAGUCGCAUAUUCAACGAGAUACUAACGAAUGACAAUGUGCCAUUCCCACAUCCUGACGAAGGCAAAUAUUAUCUUGUCGAUUCUGGCUAUCCAAACCGGAUAGGUUACUUAGCACCAUUCAAAGGCCACCGUUACCACCAACAAGAAUUCCGACGUAUUGCACGGAACACAAUGGCAAACACGCCAAGGGAAUUAUUUAACAAAGUUCACUCGUCAUUACGCAGUGUGGUGGAACGCACUUUCGGUGCUUGGAAAAAUCGAUGGGGGUUUAUUCCAGACAUGCCCCACUAUGACUUUGCAAAUGUGCAAGUUUAG